Molecule: messenger RNA, 1377 nt
Organism: Mucor mucedo
Lineage: Eukaryota; Fungi; Mucoromycota; Mucoromycetes; Mucorales; Mucoraceae
Product: ornithine-oxo-acid transaminase
Exons: 4
Coding region: 35-1318 (427 amino acids)
Cellular component (GO): cytoplasm
Molecular function (GO): pyridoxal phosphate binding; identical protein binding; L-ornithine transaminase activity
Source: RefSeq, a predicted model, not a curated record
AAGUAAACAAAUAACUUAAAAAAUAUUACAGAAAAUGUCUAUUUCUAGUAAACAAGCUGUCGAAUAUGAUAACACCUACGGUGCUCACAACUACCAUCCUCUUCCUGUGGUAUUUUCUGAAGCCAAGGGUAUCUGGGUGUGGGAUCCUGAGGGAAAGAAAUACAUGGAUUUCUUAUCUGCCUAUUCAGCCGUCAAUCAAGGUCAUUGUCAUCCCAAGAUUGUCAAAGCCUUGUGUGAUCAAGCACAAAAAUUAACCUUGUCUUCCCGUGCCUUCUACAAUGACGUCUAUGGUCAAUACACAAAGUACAUGCAUGACUUCUUUGGUUAUGAUAUGGUCUUACCCAUGAACACCGGUGCUGAGGCCGUAGAGACUGCCAUCAAAUUGGCCCGUCGUUGGGGUUAUGAUAAGAAGGGUAUUCCAGAAAACGAAGCCAUCGUGCUUGGCUGUGAAAACAAUUUCCAUGGACGUACAGUGGGUAUCAUCUCCAUGUCCAGUGAUCCUGAAUCCUUUGUCGGUUUCGGCCCUUAUUUACCUUUGGUCGGUCCUGUAGUUGGAAACACAACCAUCCGUUACAACCAUAUUGAGGAUUUGGAAGCUGUCCUGGAAAAGGUCGGUAAGAAUGUGGCAGGAUUCUUGGUAGAACCUAUCCAAGGAGAGGCUGGUAUUGUGGUACCUGAUGAAGGUUAUUUAAAGAAAUGUUACGAAUUAUGCAAGAAACACAAUGUUUUGUUUAUUGCUGACGAAAUUCAAACGGGUCUUGGUCGUACUGGUAAGAUGCUUUGUGUCGAUCAUGAUGAUGUUCGCCCUGAUGUUGUACUCCUGGGAAAGGCUCUUUCAGGAGGUGUUUAUCCGGUUUCUGCCGUCCUCGCCGAUAAAGAGAUCAUGUUAACAAUCAAACCUGGUAGUCAUGGUUCAACCUAUGGUGGUAACCCCAUUGGUGCCGCUGUUGCUAUGGCAGCUUUACAGGUUCUCAAGGAUGAAAAGUUGGUAGAGAACGCUCAAGUCCUGGGAGAAAAGUUUAGAAAAGCAUUAAUUGAUCUGAACAGUCCCCUUAUCAAGACAGUUCGUGGCCGUGGUUUAUUGAACGCGAUUGUGAUUGACGAAUCAAAGUCUGAAAGAAGUGCCUGGGAACUUUGCUUGUUACUCAAAUCAAGGGGAUUAUUAGCUAAACCUACUCAUGUGAACAUUAUUCGUUUAGCUCCUCCUCUCUGUAUUACCGAGGAAGAACUCAUGGACGGCGUCGAAAUUAUCCGUAGUGCAUUGGAAGAUAUCGUGACCAUGAGUGCAUCCGAUAUUCCCAACGAGCUUGGUGUUUAAAACAAAUAAUGUCUCACAAAAAAAAAUGAUAAUAAUAAAGGGUUUAUUCUAAUUCUUAA